Messenger RNA from Neoarius graeffei (lesser salmon catfish), 6087 nucleotides. RefSeq names its product NHS like 3 (gene nhsl3). The record is from RefSeq and is a predicted model, not a curated record. Gene Ontology annotation, biological process: cell differentiation. The transcript is spliced from 8 exons. Lineage: Eukaryota; Metazoa; Chordata; Actinopteri; Siluriformes; Ariidae. Bases 352 to 4593 code for a protein of 1413 amino acids.
GAGGGAGAAUGUGAGAGAGGGAGGCAGUCUGUCAUUGUGAAACAGCACUGGCUGGAAUACACGUGUGAGUUUGCAGUUCCUCUUUGCGGAGUUGAAUAGAGGCCAGUGCAGCCCUGGAGCUGGAGCAGACAGAAGGGGGAGGACUGACCAGCAUGGAGCUUCAGUCACCCCGAAAGAGCUGAAUAAACAGCACAGCAAAGCUCUGACGAGACAGAGAGGUCCAGACAGACAAGAAAAGAAGGGAAGAUCCCCUCAGGAGUGUUCCUGUAUGUACGUAAUAUGUAUGUAUGCAUGUCCACCAGCAUUGACUGUUAUAACAGGUGACGGGAUUGGAGUAAGUGACAGUUGAGGAUGUCCAGGAGCAGCUCCACAGGGGACCUGGUGCCCAAGGACAUCACGGAGAUGUUGGCCUUGCAGAAUAAAAUAAGCAAGAGCAGGAAGAAGCGUGGAUCAUCUCUGAGUCGGACUUUCAGCUGGUUUAAAGGAAGUAAACCAAAGAGGAUUGUCAGUAAUGGUCAGAGUCGGUCAGGGAGGUUAGGUGGUUGGACUGGAGAGUGUACUACCAUCAGACAGGAUGCUGACAAUCAUGAUGUUUCCAAAGCUGGACAAAAACAAGACGAGCAGAUGAAACUGAUAGUUCAUUACACAGCCUCCCAACACUACCAGGAGAAUGUGUUCAUUGAAGGUAGCAGGCCAAAGUAUCUGGAAGAUUUGCACACUGAAGCCCAAGAAGGACUUAAGAUACUACAACAGGAGGAGCAUAACAUUUCAAGGGACCUUGAUGAUGAUCAGCCUGUUUCAACACAACAAGAAAACUAUGUCAACUGUGAAGAAAGAGAUGGACGUGUGAGCUUUGACAGCACUGCUGACCACUCCAUUACAUCAGUGUCUACUGUAGCUGCAGUGUCCUCAAGACCUGUGUUAACACGCCAAGGUUCAACAUUUAAGCCUUUGAACACUGUGAAGAGGCUGGACAACCCCAGAAAAAGGAAUAGAAGAACAACAAUUAUGGGCAUACCACAACAGGUUCAGAGAGAACUAUGUAUGGGAAGGGGAGCUUUACUCCAACUCCCAACUGGUGAAGAUGAUGAUUCAUCUGGUAGAGUCAUAAUCCCAAGAAUUGAUGGAGAAGUGCCUAUAACAAAUCAUGAAGGGGCACGUGUACACCUACAGGAUAUUGAAGCCCUUCAGGUUUCCAGAGAUGAUCAACUUCUCAGGCACCACAUACAUGCUGUGUACAGAGACGACUUCCUUCUAAACACCAAACCUGGAUCACAAAUGUCCCAGAGACCCAGGUCUCUUGCUGUACCAGGAAUAACAACAACUUCUGCCCUCUUGCAAGAACCACAAGGUCCUGUGAUGUCUAUCUCACCUCAGGCUACCUAUUUAUCCACAAUUAUUCCUAAUGCAAUCCUACCUUCUGCAAUAGAUGUUAUAGAAAUUGAUAGAAGUUGCAACCAGCGGAGUGUGCGUACAGUUAGUAAAAACAGCUUAGCACCUGCAAGUCCAGCUUCCUCACGUUCAGGAGGUGCUACUCAUGAUGAACCAAAUUCCACCAGCUCUAAAUGGAGUCAUUCACAAUCUUCUGAGACUAUUGUCUCCCACCCCUCUACCAUCUCCUUCAAAGGAAGCAUGCCAUCUUCACAUGUAACAGACAGCAUGAAGGAAGUCACAGAUUUAAAUGAGGAACAAAUGAGUCUGAAGAGCUCAGUCAGUUGGACAAGUUCCACCAGUAAAGCAGGCAGUCAGAGAGUGGAGCAAGGGGAAUUAAGUGAUGCUGCUGAGACUGCCCAAAACAAUCGAUUGGUCUCUCGUAAUCUGUCAGUAAUGAAGGCUAAACUACCACCAGCACCACCAAGGAGAACAUACUCUUUACACCAUGAAAACCUUAAGCAAAGGCCACAGGAACUGGCAGGCACAAAAGAUUUGAAAUACCUAGGAUCCAAUGGAAGGCAACUGGAUGCAGAUCUCAAUAUGAAAGAAGAUCCUACAUCAUCGUACACUGAAAGUACCUCUAUCCAGUCUCCAGUAUCACCAUUUUUUGAUGACUCUAACUUAUCUGUGACUGCCAGUCCACACAAACCUAUUGAAGACUCUACUGAAGCUCAAUGUGAAUCGAACAACUCAUCCCCACAAGAUAUAUUUGAAAGAACACUAUCACCUUCAAGUGGAUACUCAAGUCAAAGUGGAACACCCACCCAUUCUUCUAAAGACAUCUGUUCUACCUCUCCAGGGAAGCAGAAGUUGAAGCCCCCAAAGCCAGAGAGGACAGGAACACAAAUUUCUCCUGCAGUGUCAGUCUCUUCAUCUUUGGUUUCCCUGUCAUCAAAUGUAUCAGAUCCAGCCACCCAGCUUACACAGACCCACACCAUUCAAUCACAACCACCAAAGAUUUCCCCUGCUGUAAAAACAAUAAAAAACAAAGUGACUCCACCACCUACAUCAGCCUUCAGAGAAUUGUUUAACAUUCCUCCUCCACCUAAGGUAAAAGCACCUUGUCCCCCACCCCCUGAAACCUGGGCUCACAAUGAACGCACAACCAAGCUUUUAUGUGGUCCAAGUACCCACAGGAUAUAUGAACUUCAAAAACAGUAUCAAACAGACAUUUUAUUGAUGAAAAAUCAAGACACAGCAGAUACCACUAACCUAACUUCUGGGCAAACAGAGAUAUCAGUAAAAAUUGAAACAAAUGGAACCCAUUCAGAGAAUAAAGCAGCCAUGUCUGAAGGAAAGGAUGAGUUUAUGUCAGUGCAAGAACAAGUGAGUCAUGUUAUACACAAAAGAGAACAUGACAAGUCAGAAGAGCUAAAACGUGAACCAGAAAGUCCAGUACAUUCCAAGAAAUUGCACUCAGCAGACAAGAUUAAUCAAACAUUGCUGUUAAAAAAGCAAUUUGUCAGUGAGUCGUGUCAUGUUAGUACUGGUGGUUUGCCAGAGAAUGACUUUUCGACCCCAGAGACAGAGAGAACUGUCACAGAAGACCAAUGUUUUGUCAAACAUGACACUGAUAAAGAGAUUCACAAACAUAAAAUCACACAUAAUCUAAGUGUAGGAGGUUCAAGAGCCAUUGGUAUCUCUCCAUCUCCAUCACCGCCUCCUGAACAUCCUCCUCCUCCACCACCCUUGAAAAUGUCUUCAAUAUGCUCAGUGGCUAUAGUAUUACAGGAGGAAGAAGUACAGACACAGAUGGAAAAAGAACUGCUCACUCUGGAGCCUUCCUGGCCUCCACCACCUCCACCUAUGGAUGAAUCAUCUGCCUUGGUAUUUGAAGGACAGGAAGAGAUAGACUUCCCACCACCUCCACCACCAGUCAUGUCAGAGCACUACAAGGUAGAAUCAUCAGGGCAGGAAGACAGUGUGGCUCCAGAGACGUCACUUGAUUCAUCGGAUAUAGCCAGUCACACUGACCAAAAUCCAGAGCCACAAAUUAUUCAGAAUACAUUAGUGGAGAAAACAUUAACCGAAUCUCUACCAGUUGACUGCAUUCCAAAUGUGUCCAGUGACAAACUGUUUGAUCAAACACAUGCCAGACCACAAACCUUUAAGAAUGGUUCACAAGUUUGCAAUGAUCAAGUUGGUUCAGAAACUCCUGCACCUUCUGAAAUUCCUCUGAAAUCUUCCCAAUCGCAGGAUAUACCUUUACAAACUCUGCCUCAAGAAACCUCCCUUCCAUCUCAACAUGAUCCUCUAAAUCCACCAGCCAUAUUACCUAAAGAUUUAUCACAACAAAUAUCUCAUUCACCUGAACUCUCUACUGAUUUGAAAACUACACCUCCCCCUCCAAUGGAAGAACAGUCCACAGUUAAUUUCAAAAGACAACCAAGUCUAAUAAGUAAAGACAGCAAAUGCAAAGGACUUUCAUCCAUGCAGAAAUGUGCACCUAUUCCAAAAGAGGAUGCAAACAUUCCCCUUGUCACACCUUCCCUACUUCAGAUGGUGCGUCUACGGACUGUAAAUGUUGAAGACCAAGGUAACCUUCCAUCACAAGAAGGUACAGUUGGUACUGAGACCACCCCAGACCAACAUCUGUCUGCGUCUAGUCAAGUAACUCCACAAAAACCUAUUCGUAAAUCCAUGCAGUCUCCUGUGAAGUCAUCCUCUGCAUCCUCGGGUCCUUCCAUGCGCCUUCAAGAGGCUAUACGUAUGAAGACAGCUGCAAUGUCUUCCAGUGGCUUUCCAGCAAGGCCCAGUCUACGUUUGCCAACAACCACUGCAAACAGUAAUGAUGUGCCUGUAUUCUCCUCUAAGACACCUGAUGAUUGUAAGUCCCCUGCCUCCACUGCCAGCUUCAUUUUCUCCAAGAGCACAAAGAAGGUUGUUAUUGAAACAGCCACAUCUCCAGAGGCCCAGGCCAGCCUCAAGCAGAGCCUUGCAGCAGAGCUCAUGCAAAUUUCUGAUCAGCAUAAAUCAGUGGUUACAAAUGGCACAAAGAAGCAUCACAAGGUGCCACCACCUGUUGCAAAGAAACCAGUAUAUGCAACAAGUCCAUCAGAAAAAGUUGGUACUGUUACAAAGCUUACAGUAGUGAGUCAGCAAAAAAAUGGAGUAGCAAAUAAUCAACAGACUGACAGAGAGCAACCUGCUGGCCAGUGAGUGCCCUCCACCACACCACAGGUAAAGAAAAGACUACAAGAUGUCUUGAGUAAUGCUUUGGGAGAACUGUUCAACACAAGGAAAAAAGUUUGCAAAGACAAUGUGUAGCUAUCAUGGACAAUGUCACUGUUCUAUUGUAAAAGCCUUAGCCUGAACAUGGCCAUCAUAUUUAUGCAAAAAAAAAAAAGAGAGUUGAUUCCAGUUCUUUUGAUACAAUAGCUUUACUGUAGCUUUGGCAUAUUUUUCUACACAGUACAAUUUUUGUCUUUUUUUGGCAAGUUUUAAAACACCAUAAUGUUAUUAAGUGUGGCUGCUGGAGUUACUUCUUGUAAAUUCCUAGGUUUAUUCUUUGACUGCAAUGUUAAUCUAUCAUCCAAAUGUUAUAUUAGGUAGUAGUCACUGCUGAUCAAAGACCUCUUUCUCAACACAACACUUUUUCUCCAUUUACACUAUGGCCAAAGACUUGUAUCACACCCAUAUGUGCUUUUUGAGCAUUCUAUUCUAGAUCUCCCCUUUGCUAUGAUAAGGACCGCCACUCUUCUGGGAAGGCUUUCCACUAGAUUUUUGGAAUAUUUGUCAAUUCAUCCACAAGAGCAUUAGUGAGGUCAAACACUGAUGUUGGGUGAGGAGGCCUGGGAUGUAGUCUUCUGCAUUCCAUUUCAUCCCAAACAUGUUCAAUGGGGUUGAGGUCAGUGCUCUGUGCAAGACACUUGAGUUCUUCCACUCCAACAUUUUCAAACCAUGUUUUCAUUGUCCUCACUUUGUGCACAGGAGCACUGCCAUGCUGGAACAGGUUUGGGCCCUUUAGUUCCAGUGAAGGAAAAUGUAAUGCUACAGCAUACAAUGACAUUUUAUAUAUUUGUUUGCUUCCAAAUUUGUGGUAACAGUUUGGGGAAGAACCACAUACGGGUGUCAUGGUCAGGUGUCCACAUACUUUUGGCCACAGCAUGUAUAUGUAGAGUGGCUAAUGCUAUGCUAAUGCAUUUUGAGUAUGAGUACAUUUACACAUUAAUCAGUUUUUUUUAAUCUUAUAGAAUUGGCCUCCUGUAUAAUAUGAUACACAUGCUUAAAAACACAGUAUAUACUGAAUGUUCUUGAGAAGUGGGAUUAAUGUAAAUUACAAAAAAUGACCUUUUAAUAUUAAUUCUAAAAAAAAAAAGCACUUUGCAAGCUACAAAUGCUGAAUAAUUUCUGAUGAAAUGACCAAGGCAGGAAAAAUGUGUAUGCUCCCUAUAAAAUUGAUAUAGAAAAUAGCUGCUUCUUUUUUAAUGUCACAGCACAAUUGACACUUUUAUAACAAAGUUGCAUUAAAAUAUUUGGCCAUUAAAAGUAUUUGGCUAUUUUGGGUUUACAAGAUGAAUCAUGAAUUACUUCUGUCUUCUGUGGAGCCUGUUUUACAAUCUUUCUUUUAAAACUUAUUUUAGUGAAUUAUUCCACUUCUUUUCAACACCACUGAGUAUUUUACAGUAUUCUCAGUUAUAUGCAAUGUAUUUU